Drosophila pseudoobscura is the source of this 2838-nucleotide messenger RNA. RefSeq names its product cocaine esterase. NCBI's taxonomy places the organism in Eukaryota, Metazoa, Arthropoda, Insecta, Diptera, Drosophilidae. The coding region runs from base 440 to 2497 and encodes 685 amino acids. The record is from RefSeq and is a predicted model, not a curated record. The transcript is spliced from 4 exons.
CGAAUGGAUGGGAAUAGGGGGAUGGAUUUUCGGUUUAGGCUCCAGCUCCAGCGAGUGGAGCCGUAACCAUGACACGACUCCCCUUCCUGCCACAUGCAUACCAACCAUACCAUAUUGUUGCUGUUGCGUGGUGGUGUCUCUGUUCUCUCUUGUUUUGAUCUAUGGAUGCAUGAAUGAUUUGGUGCGGUGCGGCAGCUGUAAUGACACCAGAAAACCAUUGAAAUAAUUCUAGCAGAAAUUUUGUUUACAUUCCAGCGUCGAGUGGACAAAUAGUUUCGCUGUGAAAAAAUAUCCCCAACGAAGCAUUUAUAUAUGUAAUUUUGUAUAAAAAAUAAAGCGACAUAAUUAAUAAAUGCGCUUAAAUGCGCCAUGAACUAUGCAAAAGUGUUGUGCCAUACACAUUUGUAGAAGUGAAAGCUAAAAAGUGCUCGUUGGAAUAAUGCGGAACACAUUAAGGAUUCAUUGCCUCCUCCUGCUGCUCCUGGCUGCCGUUGUGGCCCAGCAAACCCACAUAAAGCUGGAGCAGGGCGAUCUUAUUGGCCUCAAGGUCUUUCCGGAUGGGACACGUAGCGCUGUCUAUGCCUUUCUGGGAAUCCCCUAUGCCCAGCCGCCCGUGGCCGAACUGCGUUUUGCGCCCGCCAAGCCUAGCCUCAACUGGAAUCGCACGCUCCAGGCCAUGGCCAUGCGGCCCAUUUGCCCCCAACUCUCGAACACCAUCUACGAUGAGGGCUCGGAUGGAGGGGUCGCCGGCGGUGGCGGCAUUCCCAGAGCCGCGCAGACGGAUGAGGACUGCCUGUACUUGAACAUUUGGACACCGGAGACGGGGCUGCGGUACGGAAAACUGCCCAUAGCGGUGAUCAUCACGGGCGAGGAGUUCGCCUACGAUUGGCCUCGGAAUCGCAUCAAUGGCCUGGACCUGGCCGCGGAGGGAAUCGUCGUGAUUAGUGUGCAGUAUCGGAACAACAUAUACGGCUGGCUGGGAUUAGGCGAGGGGCAUCGCCAGCUGCCGGGAAACUACGGACUCACCGAUGUGAGGCUGGCCCUCAGAUGGAUUCAAAGGAACGCCGAUGCCUUCGGGGGCAAUCCGGACCAGAUCACCCUACUGGGCCAUGGCAGUGGAGGAGCAGCUCUGGUUCUGGCCAGUGCUCUGGAAGAGUCCCAUCUGGUGAAACAAUUGGUGCUCAUGUCGCCCGGCCCCGUUCUGCGCUCCCUGGGCUCUGGGCAUGAUCAGCGCAUCAUGGAAACGGGCCGAGUGCUGAUCCAGAAACUGGGCUGCCAGUUCGAAGAAGCCCAGCGCCGGCAACUGCUCGGCUGCUUGCGGAGGACGAGCCAGGAGGAUUUGCUGAGAGCCUACGAGAGUGUAUACAACCAUGGCAACGGCAGUUACCAGCUCGGGGUUGUCUUGUGGAGAGGAUUGGAGGAGCGACUUCACAAUCAGACGCUCCCUCCAGUGCUCCUGGGAAUCACCUCGAAUGAGGGCGCCUUCCUGCAGGACUACUGGCUGGAUGUGGCCCGAGAGGGCCAACUGGCGCUGCAGGAGUACAUCAAUCACACAGUGAUGCCCAAUGUCCUGCGCUCUCUGGAGGCGGGCAGCGAUGAGAACGGUUCGCAGAUGGCAGCCAUCAAGUGGCGCUACUUCAACGGAGUGCCCGAGAGGGGGGGAAGUGUCGUCCAUCUGUUGAAUGGGAUGCAGCGACUCCUGUCGGAGUCCCUCUACGAGCUGCCAUUCUUCCGUCUCUUGGACAUGCUCAAUGGUUCCACCAGCUACGCCUAUGUCUUCGACAUGUCCCAUGCGAUGGACAUGAGGGGCAGAAAGAACCUCUUUGCGGGUGCCUCGCACAGCUCCGACUUGCCCCUGCUCCUGGGGCCGAGUCUGUUCCAGCAGAUAGCCCGACGUCGCUUCACUGGCGAGGAGGAGCAGCUCUGCAGGAAGCUGCGGGGAGCCUUUGCCAACUUCGUGAAGAGCGGCAACCCCACGCCAGGCAGAAUCUACGAUGCCUGGCUGCCCUACAAUCGCCAGAAUCCCUUCAUAUACAGCUUGGGCGAGCAACAGGCGAAGCCCAUCCAGUCAGGGGGCUUGGACGAAGCCGAAAUCGAUAAACUGCUGAGAGGGGACACGGCAGCGGGCAUCGACCGCAGCCUAUCACGGACGAAUCGCCACGACACGUACAGAGCCGGCCUCUCGAACUCCUACACGUCCAGCAACCAACAGGAUUCCGGGUUUUCCGGUCACUUGCAGCGCGUCUAUGGGUUCUGGCAGGUGCUGCUGCCUCUUGAAAAGGACAAUGAAUUCCGCGGUGGGGCACUGGGGCAGAGGGUGCGUCUCUUGGAGGCCCACGCGGAUGCAGCGCGCUAUCGGCAGGGCUUCUAUGCAAUGUUGGGCUUGGUCUGUCUGCUUCUGGCUUGUCUCUGUCUCUGCGUCUAUUUGCUGAAACGCAAUCCGGAUUCGCUGGGAAGACGAAACGCUUCGUCGGCGUCGGACUGCUAUUGCUUAUGACCCAAGUGGUUUCGCUGGACGACCAUCUUUGGCGGUAGAAAGGAUGGACAGGCGACCUCGGGCAUUGCCAGUGUCGAGUCCUGGCGCAAAGGUGGUCGUGCAGCGAAACGUGAACGAGGCGAGGGCGAGGCUGAACGCGAGCGAAGGGAGCAGCCUCUCAACCAACGUGCCCGACGUCCCAGACAAUUACAGCCGUACGACUUCAAGGCUACCCCCGCUGCUGGAGGAGCAGGAGCUGGAGCAGGAAGUGGGACUGUUGAGGAACUCCUGGAUCCUGUCCCCAGCAAAUUCGAGCCAAAUCUGGCUGUUAAGAACUGGCAAUAUCAGUUGACUUGUGAUAA